AUGGCUGGGCACCUGCAAGCAACUCAGUCUACAGUUGCCAAAGUAGAUUCAGAGGCAACAUGGGUUUUGCUCAUGUCACAAGCUCAAAAUCGAGGCUGCCCUGUGGUGGUACACUUUACGGCUUCUUGGUGCAUGCCAUCAGUAGCCAUGGGACCAGUUUUUCAAGAAUUGGCCUCGGCUCACCCGAAUAUCAUGUUUCUGGUGGUGGAUGUUGACGAGAUUAAGGAGGUGGCAACAAAGAUGGAGGUUAAGGCGAUGCCCACUUUUGUGCUGAUGAAGGAUGGAGAUGUGGUGGAUAAAGUUGUUGGUGCUAAUCCUGAUGAAAUAAAGAAGAGGGUUGCUGGACUAGUUAACUAUUAUUAA
Striga hermonthica is the source of this 363-nucleotide messenger RNA. The record is from the annotation of a GenBank genome assembly. NCBI's taxonomy places the organism in Eukaryota, Viridiplantae, Streptophyta, Magnoliopsida, Lamiales, Orobanchaceae.